Molecule: messenger RNA, 780 nt
Organism: Exophiala oligosperma
Lineage: Eukaryota; Fungi; Ascomycota; Eurotiomycetes; Chaetothyriales; Herpotrichiellaceae
Product: mitochondrial import inner membrane translocase subunit tim10
Exons: 2
Coding region: 139-435 (98 amino acids)
Biological process (GO): protein insertion into mitochondrial inner membrane
Cellular component (GO): mitochondrial inner membrane
Source: RefSeq, a predicted model, not a curated record
AAUCAUGGAGAGAGAAUGCACUGCGUCCAUAAUUUCAGUCUCAACAUCACAACCUCUUGCUUUACGAACACCGCACACACGUUUCCGCUACUCUCGAGUCCCCCUCUAGCACCGAAAACCUCAUAAGAAAGAAGCAACAUGUCUUUCCUUUUCGGCGGUGGGCGACCACAGCCAAGCUCCGCAGAAAAGAUUGCGGCGGCCGAGCAAGAAGUCGAGUUGGUCUCAGACAUGUACAAAAGAUUGACAAAGUCAUGUCUGGCAAAAUGUGUCCCCGCCGACUACCGCGAAGCCGAACUCAACAAGGGCGAGAGCGUCUGCCUCGAUCGGUGUGUCGCCAAAUUCUUCGAGGUCAACAUCAAAGUCUCCGAGAAGAUGCAAGGAGAAGCCGCUCAAAGAGGUGGAGGUGCCGGCGCCGGUGGCAUGUUUGGAAUGUAGAAUCAGCACGAUGGCUUUGUACAAUACACCUCAGCUUCGGCCAUGGUUAUGGACCCGGAUGGGAUAGCUUGGACACACGAAACAUAAUCUUGUGAGAAUCCAAGCAGGGAGGGCAGUCUAAUGAUAUCAAGCUUCGAAAUCUGUACAAUUAUUCUACACUUUGAUGGCGUGAAGCUGGUGACAGCCGGGCUUGAAUCAAGGGACAUACUGCUACGGAGCACGCAAACUUGGAUUCCAGGUGCGCGUGAUGCACGAGUCCAUCUCAGACAAGAUCUCCAAUCUGGUGGAAUGAAGAGAAUCAAUAUUAUGUCGUAUUCUUUAUGGUUCCGACCUUUGUAACCUCCC